Molecule: messenger RNA, 2630 nt
Organism: Nycticebus coucang (slow loris)
Lineage: Eukaryota; Metazoa; Chordata; Mammalia; Primates; Lorisidae
Gene: MMP19
Product: matrix metallopeptidase 19
Exons: 9
Coding region: 150-1670 (506 amino acids)
Biological process (GO): proteolysis; collagen catabolic process; extracellular matrix organization
Cellular component (GO): extracellular matrix
Molecular function (GO): zinc ion binding; metalloendopeptidase activity
Source: RefSeq, a predicted model, not a curated record
UUUAGUUCAAGUUUUAAAAGAGGAUCAGAGGCUGGAAAGUAAAAAGAACUGAAGGUUAAAUCCCCCGGCCUAUCCCUGCUCCCCCAGACUCCAAGAAAUCCCAGGUCAGAGGGCAUAUACAGCCUCUGGAGCUCUUGUCUGGUGGAACCAUGGACUGGCGGCAGCUGUGGCUGGGCUUCCUACUCCUCAUGACAGUGUCAGGCCGGACCCUGAGGCCUGCAGAGAAGGAGGCAGCCUUGGAGUACCUGUUGCAAUAUGGGUACCUACAGAAGCCUCUAGAAGGACCUGAUGACUUCAGGCCAGAAGAUAUCACUGAAGCUCUGAGAGUUUUUCAGGAAGCAUCUGAGCUGCCAGUCUCAGGUCAGCUGGAUGAUGCUACAAGGGCCCACAUGAGGAAGCCUCGUUGUGGCCUAGAGGAUCCCUUCAACCAAAAGACCCUUAAAUACCUGCUGCUAGGCCGCUGGAGAAAGAAGCAACUGACCUUCCGCAUCUUGAACCUGCCCUCUACCCUUCCAUCCCACACAGCCCGAGCAGCCCUGCUUCAGGCCUUCCAAUAUUGGAGCAAUGUGGCCCCCUUGAUAUUCCGGGAGGUGCAAGCUGGCUGGGCUGACAUCCGCCUCUCCUUCCAUGGCCGCAGAAGCCCAUACUGCUCCAAUACUUUUGAUGGGCCUGGGAGGGUCCUGGCCCAUGCUGACAUCCCAGAGCUGGGCAGCGUGCACUUUGACGAAGAUGAGCUCUGGACGGAGGGGACCUACAGGGGGGUGAAUCUGCGCAUCAUUGCAGCCCAUGAACUGGGCCAUGCCCUGGGGCUUGGGCACUCCCGAUAUACCCAGGCACUCAUGGCCCCUGUCUACGCUGGCUACCGGCCCUACUUCAAGCUGCACCGUGAUGAUGUGUCAGGGAUCCAGGCUCUCUAUGGCAAGAAGAUCCCAGAUAUAAGUGAUGAGGAAGAAGAGUCGCAACUACCCACUGUACUUCCAGUGCCCACAGAAGCAAGUCCCAUGCCUGACCCCUGCAGUGGUGAACUGGACGCCAUGAUGCUGGGGCCCCGUGGGAAGACCUAUGCUUUCAAGGGGGACUAUGUGUGGACUGUGACAGAUUCAGGACUGGGCCCCUUAUUCCGAGUGUCUGCCCUUUGGGAGGGGCUCCCGGGAAACCUGGACGCUGCUGUCUACUCUCCUCGAACACAAUGGAUUCACUUCUUUAAGGGAGACAAGAUUUGGCGCUUCAUUAAUUUCAAGAUGUCUCCUGGCUUCCCCAAGAAGCUGAACAGGGUAGAUCCUAACCUGGAUGCAGCUCUCUAUUGGCCUCUCAACCAAAAGGUGUUUCUCUUUAAGGGCUCCGGGUACUGGCAGUGGGACGAGCUAACCCAAACUGAUUUCAGUCACUACCCCAAACCAAUCAAGGGGUUGUUUACGGGAGUGCCAGACCAACCCUCAGCUGCUAUGAGUUGGCAGGAUGGCCGAGUCUACUUCUUCAAGGGCAAAGAAUACUGGGCCCUCAACCGGCAGCUUCGAGUAGAGAAAGGCUAUCCCAGAAAUGUUGCCCGCAACUGGAUGCACUGCCAUCCCUGGACUCUAGAUGUGACCCUGUCAAGUGGGGACAGCACUUCCUUGGCUACAGGCACAACACUGGACACCACUCCCUCAGCCACAGAUAUACCACCUUGAACACUGACCACUCACAAUUGCAACCUCAGCCAUAGGCUCCACUGCCCUUCUGUUCCCUGCUAAUGUCAACCUUCCCAGAGCCUAAGACCAGGAAUCAAAUGUCUGCUCACUAGAACCAUGCAGGUGCCACAAGGGGCAUGACCUUUGGCCUCCAACAGUUCCAAGUAGCUACCAUUCUACUGUAGUCUUUCCCUCCUGGAAAGUGACACUUAACCUGGAUUCAGCCCCAACUCCAUCCAUUGCUUCUGUGUCCUAGAUAAAACUUCCAAUUAUGUCAUCUACUCUCUUGAGGACAAUGGAGGGGGUUGUUAAUCGGGCCCUUAACUGACAAGAGGCAACAUCUGAGGUGGCUGGAUGCCUGCGUCCUGUUCUUCCUAAAGAGCAAGAAAACAGCAUGGCCAGUAAAAUAAGCAAGGGUUUUGGAAUCCUUGAGAAUCACAUUUACUUGCAUAUGACUUUGGGCAAGCUAAUUAACCCUGGAUUCCUCAUUUGCAAAAAAGGUUAAUACCAGUCCCGCAGGGUUGUUGCAUUAAACGAAAUACUACAUGUGAAGUACCUGGCCCAUUUGUGUUUAAUAAAGGCUUACUCCAGGGCAGCGCCUGUGGCUCAGUGGGUAGGGUGCCGGCCCCCUGUACCGAGGGUGGCAGGUUCAAACCUGGCCCUGGUCAAACCAAACAAAGAAUAGCCGGGAGUUGUGGCAGGCGACUGUAGUCACAGCUACUCGGGAGGCUGAGGCAAGAGAAUCUCCUAAGCCCAGGAGUUGAAGGUUACUGUGAGCUGUGAUGCCACGUCAUUCUACAUAGGGUAACAAAGUGAGACUCUGUCUCUAAAAAAAAAAAAAAAGGAAAAGAAAGGCUUACUCCAUUUCCAUAAGAGAGGACUGAACAGCUCUUCCUCUAGCUGUGUGGAUGUGUAACUCCUACGGUAGUCUAUCUGAUAAGGCUAACUUUGUCAAAUCUU